AUGCUUCAAAGGUACUCAUUACUCACCAAGACCAAACCAAUUGUUCUUUCACAAUUAAGAUACAAUUCCUCAAUAAACGAUAAAGCUUCAAAAUUAGUUAAUGAUUUAAAAGAACCAAUCAAAGAUGCAAAAAAUAUAAAAGAUACCAUAAAACAAGAAAGUGCUAAUUUAUUAAAUCAAUUCUCAAAUGAAAAAGAAAUUAACCUUGAUGUUAUUAAUAAAUAUAAACAUCUUUUAGAAAAAAAAGCAAAAGAAUUAGGAAUCAACAAUAUUGAAGAUUUGAAAGACAAAUAUAAAGAUCAAAUUGAAAAAGUUAAAUUUGAUUUAGGUGGAGUUGAUCCUUUGAAAGAGUUUAGUAAUUGGGCAAAACAACAACAUGAAGAAAAACCAAAAGAUGGUUCAGUAAUUAAUAUAAAUAAAGCAAAUAAGGAACAAGAACAAUUACCUUUUAAAGUAUUAAACGAUUUUAUUGCAGUAGACAAAGCAAAGGAUUUACCAACUUAUGAUAUUAAAGAAAUUUGGAAACAUAGAUUUGCAAAUAAAGAUAGAACAUUACAUGCUACUUUGAGUGCGGAGCAAUUUGCAGACAUAUAUGUCAAUGCUCACAAGUAUCCAUAUUUCAUUUUACCUUUGCCAAAGCCUAAACAAGACGGUCAUGAAUUGGAAUUCAUUCAAUGGGCAUUUGUUGGUCCAAAUACUACUCAUUGUUUGAUUACAACAUUAGCUGAAUAUAAAAUCAAUCAAGAGUUUUCAAGACCACAUACUAUAUUAACAUUCCAUCAAGAAUUCGCUCACGAUAAAGACUUAGUAUUAAUGAACGGGUAUGUUGAAAAAGAAAGUGGUCUUACAAUGCAAGAAGCUCAAGUAUUGAUUUUGAAUAUUCAAACCUUUUACUCUGGUAAAUCAAAAGAAAAAUUGGAAUUACUCAAGAGCUUUAAUGAAGGUAGUGAAAAGUUUAAUGUCGAGGACUUGAUCAAGCAAUGCCAAACUUAA
Molecule: messenger RNA, 993 nt
Organism: Lodderomyces jiufengensis
Lineage: Eukaryota; Fungi; Ascomycota; Pichiomycetes; Serinales; Debaryomycetaceae
Exons: 1
Coding region: 1-993 (330 amino acids)
Biological process (GO): mitochondrial proton-transporting ATP synthase complex assembly
Cellular component (GO): mitochondrion
Source: RefSeq, a predicted model, not a curated record